UAUUCUGUGUUCGAAGGAGAGUUCAAGAUUCGCCCUGACGAAAAGACUGAGGCAUCUACCUACACCGCCAAGAAAGUCGGGAUGAUUGCAGGCGGAACUGGUAUCACUCCAAUGUACCAGCUAAUAAAGCAGGUGUUCAAGGAUCCCAAGGACAAGACUGAGUUGUUUCUGCUCUUUGCCAACCAGAUAAAAGCUGACACAGGGUAUGGUGGGUUUUGUGAUAAAGGAUCAACCACAAGAUCAAAUGCCAAUGAAAAUGUAUUUUCUUGGUCUGCCCCUACUGAAGUUACAGGAGGACUCCAAGGCCAUCGCUGUUGGACAUACAGUAAGGGAUUUGUGAGUGCUGACAUGAUUAGAGACCACCUUCCUGGUCCAGAAGAAGGCACAAUGAUCCUCAUGUGUGGACCUCCUCCCAUGAUUAACUUUGCAUGUAUCCCAAAUCUGGAAAAUCUUGGCUACCCCCCAGAAAUGAGAUUUGCAUACUAAGUGUAAGAUGAUAGCAACCAAGCUGCAGUAGUAUGCACUGAAGAUGUCUACUCUAUGUUAAUUUGUUGAUUGUUGAUACUGGACUUCCAUCUGUUCAAGGGAAUCAUUGGUUUUUUAACACUAUUGACUCCAAUUUUCCUUCCUUAGAAAAUAGUCCUUUGUGGUAAAUUUGCUCUGAAGACUUUGAGUAAUUAUUUGUAAUUUUGGUUCAAAGUUAUUUUUUACGAUACUCAGUAUGCAAAAUGUCUUCCCUGAAAUCAGAGUGAAGUUUAAACUAAAGCUGAUUUUUUUUAUCUUAUUGCAUGACACACUUUGCGAUACAAUAUGGUAUGAAUUUCAGGAACAAUUUAAUACAUUUAGUAUUUCUGAUUAAGUGUCAGAUAAAAAGUGUUGGAUAUCAAGUUACCUUCUUUCUGUAAAAAAAAAAAAAAAAAGAAGGGAAAUGUUGUAGCGAAUUAAAUGUGAUGUCUGUUAUUAUAUGCUACAGUAGAAAAGUGCUAUUACAUACAAGAAUUGUCCAUAUCUUUGACUCAAACUUUUUUGUGACAAAAGAAAUAUAUAUUGUACAAAGAAAGAAAUGCAAUGUUCAAGCUUGGAAUUUGAUGAGAAAAUAAAAACUCAGAGUGAUAUUUAUUAUGAGAGUCUGUUAUCACUUUUUUUCUACACUUUGGUAUUCUGUAAUCGUGUUGAUGGGAUUUUUUUUAUAGCUUUUACAUAUCAAUCAUAUAUACUUCUGGAUAAAGCUGAAGGUACUAUAAUCCUAUAGAGACUCAUUAUGGACCGUCAUUUUCAUUUUCUUUAAAUGUCAACAGGAACAUGUUAUUAGAAAUUUCAAUAAUCAAGGAUUUUUUCAAUCAUAAAAUAAUAAAAUCAUAUACAUCCAUAUUGAUAUAGGUUGAUUUAAUUGAAUAUUUUUUGUACUUUUCUCUGUUCAGUGUGUUUGGCACAAGUACUUCAAAAGUGCAUUUCAUUUAGAUAUUUUUUAUACUAUUAAAUAAGUCAUUUGUAAAAUGUAUAAAUACAUGUUAGAAUGAGGGAUGGUAUCUUCUAUAUAUAAAGAGUAUGUCUCUUUUCUGUGUGUGGAUAGAGAUGAGAAUGAAUGCUUAAUAACAGCCUAUACAUAUUGUACUAGAGUCUAUACUUAUGAAUUAAUAUGAAUAAACAUUUGCCUUGCUUUCA
Ylistrum balloti is the source of this 1665-nucleotide messenger RNA. RefSeq names its product NADH-cytochrome b5 reductase 1-like. Gene Ontology annotation, molecular function: oxidoreductase activity; FAD binding. The annotation marks the transcript as partial. NCBI's taxonomy places the organism in Eukaryota, Metazoa, Mollusca, Bivalvia, Pectinida, Pectinidae. The record is from RefSeq and is a predicted model, not a curated record. The transcript is spliced from 3 exons. Gene Ontology annotation, cellular component: mitochondrion.